Drosophila montana is the source of this 795-nucleotide messenger RNA. Its product is annotated as adult cuticle protein 1. The record is from RefSeq and is a predicted model, not a curated record. The transcript is spliced from 2 exons. Bases 117 to 491 code for a protein of 124 amino acids. NCBI's taxonomy places the organism in Eukaryota, Metazoa, Arthropoda, Insecta, Diptera, Drosophilidae.
UCCGAGAACUGGCUUUUGGCCUGAUCGGAUCAGAAUGGACGCUAUAAAAGCCCAACAGCCACGGGCAGCUGUCAAUUAGUUACGUUCCAAGCGUCGCGCCGAUCACAGAAGCCAACAUGAAGUUCGCCGUUGUCGUAGUCUUGUUCGCUCUGGCCUGGGGUGUCAACUGCUCGGUGGUGCCGCUGCUGACCUCUGCCCAUGGCUCCGCCGUGAUCCUGGGUGCUCCGGCCGGCUCCGUGGCCGUGCACGCCUCCGCUGUGCCCAUUGCCAUUGCCCCGGCUGGACCCAUUCUGGUGCAGUCGCCGGCCCAUGCGAUUGCCCAUGCUGCUCCAGUUGUGGUGGCUGCUCCGGCGCCCGCCGUGGUCGCCGUUGCCGCUGCGCCCGCCUCGUAUGUGGCCAAGACGCGCGGUGCCGUGCAUGUCGCCCCACUGCCCGGACAUGUCCAGAGCGCCGCCUCCGUCAACCUGGAGCCCGCACCGGGCACUUGGUAAAGCGCCGAAAGAGAUCACACUCUGGGAUUACAAUUGCAACAGCAGACCUGCCUUUGACCUUGCCAUCGAUUCGUUUUUAGUUCUUCGUUUAUUUUGUUUAUUUCCCGAAAGGUUUUCCUCCUACACACAUCUUACUGCUAUCUAAGUCACUCUUCGCCUCUAAUCAGCAGCUGCCUUUUGCCAGCUCUUCUCCUACUCUACUUAUUCUGGUCUACUUUAUGUACUUCUAUUCUUUACGAUCUGUUAACCAAAUGAAAUCCUAAACAUGCACCCACUGUCAUAAUAAAUAUUCUUAAAAUCAAAA